Molecule: messenger RNA, 1533 nt
Organism: Lachancea nothofagi CBS 11611
Lineage: Eukaryota; Fungi; Ascomycota; Saccharomycetes; Saccharomycetales; Saccharomycetaceae
Source: the annotation of a GenBank genome assembly
AUGACACGCGGUAAACGUGAUUUAGAUGCUGAGGUCGAAGGCGGGAAGAAGACUAAACUGACAAAAAAGAAGAAUUUAAUUAUCAAUGCGUUUUUGAUGGGAUCUGCAGGAAAUCAAUCGGUAGGAAUAUGGAGUCAUCCUGAUGACAAAUCAGCGGAGCUCUAUCAAUCUCCAAAAUACUGGACAGAAAUGGCAAAAUUACUUGAACGAGGCAAAUUCAAUGCUUGUUUCUUGGCAGAUGUCUUAGGGCCCUACGAUGUCUAUCAGGGUCCUGGAAAUAUCGGGCCGGUUGCGAAGGCGGGGUCUCAGUGGCCUAUUUCUGACCCUAGCUAUUUUAUUCCAUUAAUGGCGUCUGUUACUUCAAAACUUGCAUUCGGCAUAACGAUCUCGACCAUCAGUGAACAACCUUAUCACUUGGCAAGACGGCUUGGUACUUUGGACUUAAUCAGCAACGGUAGAGUGGGCUGGAACAUUGUGACUUCGUAUUUAGACAGCGCCUCAAGGAAUCUUCUCAAUGGGCAGAAUUUACCCAGCAACAAAGAGCGAUACGAUCGUGCUGAGGAGUAUGUCGAUGUUGUGUACAAGUUGUUUUUGAGCUCAUGGCAAGACGAAAGCUUCAAAGUGGACAAGAAAAAUGGAAUUUUCACCGACCCCAAUGGAAUAAGACAUAUUAACCACGUUGGUGAGCAUUUCAAUGUUCCGGGCCCCGCCAUUACCCACCCUAGCCAGCAAAAGCUGCCCGUAAUUAUUCAAGCAGGCACUUCACCAAAAGGGCGGGAACUGGCUGCCAAGAAUGCAGAAUUAAUAUUCCUGGCAAGUCUGACGCCUGAAGAUUUGGCUCUUUCAAUAAUUGACAUCAAAAAAAUAGCUCAUGAAAAGUACCAGAGAGACACUUCAAAAAUCAAAUUCGUUGCACUUUUAACUGUGAUUAUAGGCGAUACUCAUGAAUUAGCUGAAAAGAGGUACGAGGAAUAUAAAGCCGCGUAUUCUGAUGAAGAGGGUGCUAAAGCAAUGUUUUCUGGGUGGACUGGUGUUGAUAUCGACAAAUUUGAGGACGAUGAGGUGUUGACCAACGUAGAAAAUGUGGCAAUUGCUUCGUCGAUAAAAAAAUGGCAGUCUGCGUAUCCACGAGUGGAGAAAUGGACUAAAAAGGCUAUAAUAGAGGAGAUCAAGGUUGGGGGAAGUGGUCCUGUAAUGAUUGGGACUGCUAGUGAAAUUGCUAAGUCCAUCGAUCAAUGGGUCACUAUUUCCGACAUUGACGGUUUCAAUUUUGCGUAUACAGUAUUGCCUCAAUCUUUUGAAGAGAUUGUAGACAAGCUUUUGCCCGAGUUGCGAAAGCUGGGAUUAUCUUGGGACGACUAUCCAUUCUCAGCCGAGACAUCCAAGGUUUUAACCUUCAGAGAACAGCUUUUUGGCAGUAGGUUCUUGGACGUAACCCAUCCUGCUCACGACUUGAGCUGGAGAAGUGACGAAAGUCGAGACGUGUAUGAGGAACGUCUUGCGAGCGCUCUUGAAAAACUGAAAGGAAGCUAA